Molecule: messenger RNA, 1336 nt
Organism: Klebsormidium nitens
Lineage: Eukaryota; Viridiplantae; Streptophyta; Klebsormidiophyceae; Klebsormidiales; Klebsormidiaceae
Source: the annotation of a GenBank genome assembly
AUGGAUGCUCUACGGAAGGUCUUAGCUGAUGGGAUUAGGACCGAGAGUUCCACAGAGCAGUAUCUCAAGGGGAUUCAUCUUCUAUGGAACAUGGUUUUCGAGGAUAAAAUGCCCGAGGACCCUUCGUGGAUAAAGAGUAAGGCUCAGAAGAUCGUUGCAGCUGUUCUAGAGCGCUAUGAUAACCCUGGAAGCAGGCGUACUCGCUUAGCCCCUUUUCUUGCUAUUUGCCGCAAACUCGGUUAUGCGGAGGCUUAUCAAACCUACUAUGAGCCGUUUCGGAAGGAAAACAAGGCUCUGAAGGAGUCCGCUCAACGAAAGAUUGAGACCAAGACCUCGGACGCCACAUCAGAGAUGACCGUUGAAGAGGUCGAAACAUUCGGAAAGAAGCUCGCACGCAAGGUCAGACAGUUGAGUCUCGAAGACAUGAAUCGAGAUCUCACUCCUAAGGAGAUAUCACGACAGAAACUCGCAGGGGGGCGACGACAAUCAAGCGCGUGCAGCGUCAGGUUCCUGUUUGAGAAGAAAAUGGCUAUCACAAACUUUGUGAUCACAGUGGCCGCCGUCGGCGCGGUCGCCCUGAUGUUAAGAGGCGAUGUCAAGCAGACGGCCUCGAUCCUGAGGCGGAACGUGCGGAGCGUAAGGGAGUGGCUAGAGGCCGAGAGCGCAGCAGCUCAAAAGUCGGCUUCAAAGCGGCCGGAGAUAGAGUCGUCAAAACCACCGGAACGCAAGGUUGACAAAGACUGAUUGGGAAAUUGGAGCACGCCUUACAACGUCGUGCCGCCUGGUUACCGGCAUGUUCAUAUACUAAACAUACAUACCCGGGUCGACCUCGGUCAAUUGUGACCGUGGAUGUUAAGAGUUGGAUCAGGUCAGGUUUGGGGUCCUGCCAUGAAAAUUCUACAAGAAUCUGAUGUCGGACGUUGGGUAGAUUCCCUAGAAGUUCAGGUCAGUCAACCCCGGCCAGAGUGUAGUUGCGGGGCUAGUUCUUGGCCCUGGCGCUCUAAGUACACUUCUUACGAUUCUGGGCAUAAGACCGUGCUGCUUGCACGGUCCGAUCCGCUCUGAAUCUCUCGACAGGUGCGCAUCGAUGCCUUAGGCUCGCUGGGCAGCUUCCUCAACUGAAGUUACCCGAGAUCCUUAGACAUACUUCUAACCUCCUGAGAACUUAUCAGUAGCGAGUCAAUCAGAGCACAUUGUAGAGGCGGGUCCGAAGAUUGGAGCAACAUAACUUGACAACUUGUGAUUAUGCCGUGAUCCUCACAUAAUUGGACGGCGCCUUUUCAAAAGCAAAAUGGCACGGCCACCCUUUUAAGGCAGCAGGUCAUACAGAAGCGUC